UCGGAAAAUCCAAAAUGAUUGGCUCGUUAAAACUCAACUUCGUCUUAGCUCUGUCGCUGUCUGUGAUGCACAUGAUUUGGUGUUAUCCGGUCCUCUCUUCCAAGGUGCCUGGGAAGCCUGAUUACUUUCUCAUCUUGCUGAGCAGCUGCCCAGCCAGGCUGGAGGGGAGCGACGGGCUAGCUUUUCUAAAGCCAAUUUUGGAGAAGACGUCGAUGAAAAGGUCCUUUCGCAACGGAGUCGGCUCAGGGGCGAAAAAAACUUCGUUUCGAAGAGCAAAGCAAUGAAUAAGUGUGCAAAGGACUCUGGGAAUUAAUCUCAAGCUAUGUAUAGUGUGACUGAUGUGCUCAAAACGGUUGUAUCUUACCAUACGGUGUUGCUUCCCUCCUCAUCCUCAGAUAUCCCCCUUCUCCUAACGGGCUCAGAGUAAAUUAAGUUUUGGGGGAAAAUUGCAAACCUGUCUCAAACUUCUGCCUGUGAUUGAAAAAACGAUUUCUGUGCUUAGCUAGAAACUUCCACGAAUACGGAGGGGAGGGAUUCACCGGCUUUGAUCUUGAGUAGGCCACAAUGCGUGGGUGUUUUUAUACUGUGCUUUCUCUCCUGUGGUCUUCCUGUGCUGUGCUACCAAGUGCAGUGCCAGGUAUAUGCUAUUUCUCCUUUAAAAUGUGAUUUCCUCAAAUGACUCAGCUAUGCUGUUUCUGUUUGUAAAAGAAUCUCAAGAAAUUCCAGUAAGAAGAUGAAUGGUGCUGCUGGAUCUAUGGCUCAGCUAGUUGGUACCUGCAGCAAGGGCUCGCCCCCUCUAGGUCUGUUUUUCCCUCUCCUUUUUCUGAUUCCAAAUAUACUUAAAUAUGACUGAU
Mus caroli (Ryukyu mouse) is the source of this 854-nucleotide messenger RNA. The record is from RefSeq and is a predicted model, not a curated record. NCBI's taxonomy places the organism in Eukaryota, Metazoa, Chordata, Mammalia, Rodentia, Muridae.